Messenger RNA from Oryza sativa Japonica Group (Japanese rice), 2114 nucleotides. RefSeq names its product putative receptor-like protein kinase At1g72540. Gene Ontology annotation, cellular component: plasma membrane. The record is from RefSeq and is a predicted model, not a curated record. Gene Ontology annotation, molecular function: protein kinase activity; ATP binding. Gene Ontology annotation, biological process: protein phosphorylation. NCBI's taxonomy places the organism in Eukaryota, Viridiplantae, Streptophyta, Magnoliopsida, Poales, Poaceae.
UUUUCUUUUGGAGGCAAUUUUGACCUUUUUGUUCAAAGAAUCCUAUGAUUCUUCUAUAUGAACAAGCCAAAUUAGAAUACAUUUCCAGUACGCAUGGACUUUAACUUCGUAUGAUUAUUAAUUAUCCUUUGUAUGCUAAGUAUGCAUUUGGCUUUUGUUUAAUCACAUCAUGACAUUGCUAACAUAUAUUCAUUGUCUUUAUUCAUGUGUUGUUGACAGGACCCAACUCCUCCGGUUAAGCCCAAUAAUAUCUUUUUGGAUCACCAACCCUGUUCCCCAAAGCCCCUACCCCACCUGAUACUUCAUCCACUGGCCACAUUGGCUCUGCUGACCUGAACCCUAGGUAUCAUCCAAAGGAGGGCUCAAUAUCACAAAAAUGCAAUAUCUGUUUGUUUCCAAUAUGCAAUAUUUGAAAAUGCAAUACCUCCCAGUGCCAAGCAGGGUUAGUUUGGAGAAUCCCCUUGCUGCACUUCUAGUACAUGGCUAAUACAACUAGAAGGGGUGGAAAGGGGAUUCCCUAUACUUAAGCUUACUCAUGGUCUCCAUAUCUACUUCACUCUACUAUCUUUCUACAAAGUUUAUCUUCUUGUCUUAGACACCAACAUUAACACAUCUCACAAGUUUUUGGCUCAUCUCACAUGGCCCCUAGGGCAAAAGGGCGAGGGCUUCUACGAGGGGUAAUCCUCGGGGUAGCCUUCGCCCAUUUGUUGUCCAUGUUAAAACAAUAGCAUUUUGUAUCUGGAGUUCUGGAUUUUUGCUCUGCUGUUACGCCGUUGCUACAUACUGUGGGAUUUUGGAGCAACUGAGCUCACCUCCAUACACUUCAUCUACACCAUAGGAAUUAACAAUGAUGGAGCUUAUCAACUUCAGUGAUGAAGACUUACACAAGUUUACUAAAGGUUUCUCAGAGAAGAGGUUGCUUGGAAAACCAGGAGCCUUUGGGCAGGUUUACAAGGGCAGGAAUAAAGGGAAUAACUAUGCAAAUUGCCCUCGAAAAGUUGCUAUCAAAAUUUCUAAAAGGAAGGAUGAGUAUGUCCGGAUUAUGUGGAAGCAAGAGAUCAAUGCCCUAAGUUCAAUUUCACAUGCAAAUGUCAUAAAUCUUGUGGGUUUUGCUGACACAGAGGAGUACUAUGCUCUAGUUUAUGAAAGGGCUAAACAGGACCUCGAAGGAUUCAGAGCAUCCAAUAAAGGUGAGUUGGAUGCUAUCUUGCUUGGAGUGGCAUCUGGACUGGAAGCUAUUCAUUCUGCAGGCUUUGUCCAUUGGGACAUUCAGUUGAGGAAUAUUCUUUUGAUGAAGGAUAAUACAGUUAAAAUUGCUGAUUUUGGAUUGGCCACAAGGAAGGGAGAGAAGAUGAGUUUCUUCAAGGAUAGAAGAUUUGGCAUCUUUAAUGCAAAUGAUAAAGAGAGUGCCCAGGAAAAAAUUGGUGUCUUCUGUUUUGGAAAUCUCAUCAGAGAACUGGUUUUACUAGAAAGGAAAGAGUGGAGCCCCACGAAAUGUCCCAGGAUACUUUUGGCAGAUACAUGUAUUGUUAACAAUCCAGAUGAUCGUCCCUCAAUGGCUACUUUGGUUUCAAAAUUGAAGAAAAUUCAAGAGGAAGAAUCAGCAAAAGUUUGAGUGGUCACUUUUUUAAAGAGGAAGAUAUGUUCACACAUAACAAAAGGCUAACAAAAGGCGGUUAUGAAGGAAUUGAUCUUGUUUUGCGAGUCCCUGGAAGGUUCCGUGUUCAGCUAUGGUCAAUUGGUUACUCAAGCUCGAAAAGUGUGCGUGUAUAUAUAACAACAUAGAACUAGAAAACGUGGACACCAUUGAAGAGUAUGAUGUUGUCCUAUACGCUCAACAUACUACUAGAGUAUAAUGUGUCUAACAGAAUUGAACAUGCUCUCAAAUCACUGAAGUUCGAUCCACUUUCGGUAUCAGCUGUUGAUCCGAAUUUGUAUUCAAUACGAUUUAGACAAUUUGUAUUGGAGAAGCUUUUCCCUGAGCGAGACCGAACAGUAAAUAGCGGCGAUCCCACAUGUGUAGAUCUUGUAAAGAAUUAGCAUGUCCAUUCGAAUUGUUUGUACGCUCAACAUGUUUGUUGUGAAGAUCCAACGAAUUUCUCGGUACAACUGCG